AUGUCAGAGGGCGGCGCGGCGCGCGCGGGCCCGGGCGGCGCGGCCACGCUGCAGGGGCUGCGCGCCGCCACCAACUACUCCGUGUGGGUGCGCGCGCGCUGCGACGCCGGCGCCGGCCCGCCCGCCGCGCCCGUCUACUGCACCACGCGCGACGAUGUUCCUGAGGCCAUCGAACAAGUGCGGGCGCUGGCGGCGGGCGCCGGCGCAGUGCGCGUGACCUGGCUGGCGCCCGCCGGGGCUGGCCGGCUCACGCACUACACGCUCUACACCAGGGAAAACGCCAAAGUGGGUGGAGAGUGGGCACAGCGUGUCGAUGUAGCGGUGGAGGAAGGCGAGACUCAGACCGGGCCGGAGGAGGUGUGGCGCGAGGUACGCGGCCUGCGCGAGAGCACUGUGUACGAGUUCUGGGUGCGCGCCGCCAACACUGCCGGCGUCGGCCCGCCCAGCCGCCCCGUCACCGCCGCGCCGGCUCCCACGUUAUCAGCCAGGAUAUCGUCGUUCAGUCGAGUGGUGUCCGCGGCGUGGGGAUCGCGCGUGCGCCUACACUGUACCGCCCUGGGCGCGCCGCCGCUGCGCUGGCGCUGGGCGCCGUUACCGAGCCAUUCAACUAUCUCUGAUGAUGGCGAUCUCAUCAUUCAUAAGGCAGAUGUGUCGCUAGCGGGCAACUACACGUGCACAGUCCGCAAUGGGGUGGGCUCUGACACACUGAGUAUAGCGUUGCACGUCCGCGCCCCGCCCGCCCCGCCGGCACCCCGCUUGCUAAGUACUGCGGCGCACGCGCUUCAGCUCAGCUGGGAUAAACCAAACGACGGUGGGGCACAUAUACUGGGGUACACCGUGUGGUGGACGCGCGGCGAGAGCGCGGGCGCGGCGCGCGCGCGGCGCGUGCCGGGCGCGGACACGUCGCUGCGGCUGGCGCGCCUGGCGUGCGGCGCGCCCUACCGCGUCACGCUGCAGGCACACAACGCGCUCGGCGCGUCGCCGCACUCCGCGCCGCUCGUCGCGCGCACCAGAGGCGAAAAAGCUAAAGCACCGCAAGGUAAGGAGUUCAUUUGGGCGAACAGUACAUCGCUGCGGCUGAACUUGCUCGCCUGGGGUGGGCGCUGCCCCGUGGCCGCCUGGGACCUGACCCUGCGCCACGCUGCUGGCGGCGCCUGGCAGAAUAUAUUCACAGACGGAGAAACUGGCGAGGCCGGCGGCCUGCAGCCGGGCGCCUGGUACGAGCUGCGAGUGGAGGCGCGAUCUUCUGCUGGGGACACCAUUGCGUUUUACAGAGCUGCCACGCAUUCUGCUAAUGGAGAGCGUUUAGGCGAGCCCUCCGAGAUUCCAGCGGAGAAACGCAGCGUGGUGAGCGGGGGAGCGGCCAGCGGGGGCGCGGGGGUGGGGGGCGCGCUGUGGCGCUCGGGGCUGCUGCCCGCGCUGCUGGCGGGCGCGCUGGCCGCGCUGCUGCUCGCUCUCACCGCGGUAGUGGUAGCUCGGCGACGGCGCGCGGCCUCGUGCCUGCGCCGCGAGCGCUCGCUGCACCAGUUGUGCCAGCCGCACCCCCAGCUCUACACCACGGAACCGAGCAAACGAAAUGGGAAAGCUAUUACUCCACCCGAUGUGAGGAGCGAGAUGCAUGAGAUUAGCCCGUACGCGACAUUCAGCAUGUCGGGCGGCUCGGGCUGCGAGGAGAGCACGAGAGGCGCGGGGGCAGCGCGGGGCGCGGGCGCGGGUCUCUCGGGCUGCGCGCUGCACCUGCGCACGUUCGGCCGCGCCGAGGCGCUGGACCUGGCCGCGCCCCCGCCUCGCCCCAACCUUUUGGCGCACGCUGCAGAGUACGGACGGUCACAUGACAGCGACUCGGAGUCGAGCGGCUCGCCGUGCGCUGCGUGCGCCGCCGAGCUGUACCGACUGCCCGCCGCGCACCUCUCCGAGACACUGCCGGCGCCGGCGCCUGAGUCGAGUGCGGAAGACACGGUAUACGGGCCGCGCGACACUGCGGCGCCUCGUGAGCGACGUCGACGUCGCGCGCCCUGUCAGCCCUCGCUCAGGUCCGCAGCGACGCGCGCGCUCCGCACUGACGUCCGCGCGUGAGCACUCACGCUGUAUAUAUUGUAAUAUAUUAUUAUCAAGUAUCAAGUGCUGGGACACUGUC
This is a messenger RNA of Spodoptera litura, 2137 nucleotides long. Its product is annotated as cell adhesion molecule Dscam2. NCBI's taxonomy places the organism in Eukaryota, Metazoa, Arthropoda, Insecta, Lepidoptera, Noctuidae. Gene Ontology annotation, biological process: cell-cell adhesion. The record is from RefSeq and is a predicted model, not a curated record. Gene Ontology annotation, molecular function: protein binding.